AUCCCUCUCCUCUCUCGUCACCUUUAAAAGCACAGUUCCCUACGUUUCUCUGCAACAUUCAUCUGCGGCUGCUAUUUCUAGAGAGAGAAAAUAUCAAACCCUUUUUAGAGAGAGAGAAAAUGACGAAGGAAGUGAGUGAAGAAGGACAGGUACAUCACCAUGGAAAGGACUACGUGGACCCACCACCAGCACCAUUGCUAGACAUGGGUGAGCUCAAGCUCUGGUCCUUUUACAGAGCUCUUAUCGCCGAGUUCAUCGCCACCCUUCUCUUCCUCUACGUCACCGUCGCUACCGUCAUCGGCCACAAGAAGCUCAACGCGGCCGACCAAUGUGAUGGCGUUGGCAUUCUCGGUAUCGCCUGGGCCUUUGGUGGCAUGAUCUUCAUCCUCGUUUACUGUACCGCCGGCAUCUCAGGUGGUCACAUAAACCCGGCUGUGACUUUUGGUUUGUUCUUGGCAAGGAAGGUA
Olea europaea var. sylvestris is the source of this 467-nucleotide messenger RNA. RefSeq names its product aquaporin PIP2-7-like. The annotation marks the transcript as partial. Gene Ontology annotation, cellular component: plasma membrane. Lineage: Eukaryota; Viridiplantae; Streptophyta; Magnoliopsida; Lamiales; Oleaceae. The transcript is spliced from 2 exons. The record is from RefSeq and is a predicted model, not a curated record. Gene Ontology annotation, molecular function: water channel activity. Gene Ontology annotation, biological process: transmembrane transport.